Molecule: messenger RNA, 1818 nt
Organism: Zingiber officinale
Lineage: Eukaryota; Viridiplantae; Streptophyta; Magnoliopsida; Zingiberales; Zingiberaceae
Product: glycosylinositol phosphorylceramide mannosyl transferase 1-like
Exons: 6
Coding region: 268-1362 (364 amino acids)
Cellular component (GO): membrane
Molecular function (GO): glycosyltransferase activity
Source: RefSeq, a predicted model, not a curated record
CUGAGGCGAUUCUUGUCUUCGUGCUGUGUCCGAUCUCGGGCAUUUGCCACCGACGACGCAAGGCGAGCACACUGCGCCGGCGGGCGGACCGCUCAUUGCAAAAGGUGGAACCGCCACCUUAGCGGCCCCCUGGGUCCGCUCAUGAAGAGAUCAGGCGACGCCCAGCGAUCGAUCCGCUGCAACCGCUGAGAUCUACGAGAUCUGAUCGGUUUCGGUCGGAUCUCUGACCGGCACCCCGGCGCGCGGCUGUUUCAUGGAGUGGCGGCCAUGGCCGCGUUCGUGGGAGUCAGAGACGUCACAUUGGCGGGCACUGGCGGGGCCUCGGCGGUGGCGGUCUCGGGCGGAGCAUCUGGCGAGGGUUCCGGCCUGCCGUACUCGCCGGCCAAGAUGAAGGCGGCCUCCCGGGGCCGCGCCUACUAUUCCCUCCUCCUCCUCCCCCGCGUCCGGAAGCUCUCUAAGGUCCCGAUCCUCCUCGCUGCCGGCGUCGUCCUCGCCAUCCUGCUCCUCGUUCGCCAGGUAGGCCCUCUGAUGGGCUGGAGCUACCAUCCGUCUUUGUCCUCCGCCUCGUCCUCCAGGGAUGGCUACACAGUGCUUAUUAACACUUGGAAGCGUGAUUCUCUUCUCAAGAAAACUGUGGCUCAUUACGCAUCUUGCCCCAAGGUUGAUGCAAUACAUGUAGUUUGGAGUGAACCGGACCCUCCAUCAGAAAGCCUUAAAACCCAUCUCAGAAAUAUCUUAGAGUCCAAGUAUUCAAAUAAGCCAUAUUUUCAGUUUAACUUGAAUGAGGAAGAUGACUUGAAUAAUAGAUUUAAGCCUAUUGAAGGCCUCAAAACUGAUGCAAUCUUCUCAGUAGAUGAUGAUGUGAUAGUUCGUUGCUCUAUGCUGGAAUUUGCAUUCACAGUCUGGCAAACUGCUUCCGACACAAUGGUUGGAUUUGUUCCGCGAAUGCAUUGGUUAAGUAAGGAGGAGAACGGUGGAAUUCACUACAAGUAUCGUGGGUGGUGGUCUGUAUGGUGGACAGGCACUUACAGUAUGAUUCUCUCAAAGACUGCUUUUUUCCAUCAAAAGUACUUGGACAUGUAUACACAUCAGAUGCCAUCAGCAAUUCGUGAAUAUGUACGCAGGAAAAGAAAUUGUGAAGACAUUGCAAUGUCUCUGCUUGUUGCCAAUGCCACUCGAGCUCCUCCAAUUUGGGUUAAAGGCAUGAUAUAUGAGAUUGGAAGCUUUGGCAUUAGUAGCUUGGAGGGCCAUAUCGAAAGGAGGACAACGUGCCUCAAUGACUUCAUUUCCCUUUAUGAAUCUAUGCCUCUAGUUUCAACCAGCACGAAGGCGGUAGAUGCACGACAAGCUUGGUUCUGGUAGCGGAAGCCCAAGCCCUGCAGUCGUUCAUCACCAAUGUCUUUGAAAUUUCGCUCAUUGAAGGGCGAGCUUUCGGGUUCUUGACAAUGCACCUAUUGGCCAGCUUAGCAACUUCGCGUGCAGCCUGAAGAGGAUACUCGUUUCUCAGUCUUGGGUCCACGAUCAUGCUAAAUCUCCUGGAGUCAAUCGGAAACUGCUGCACCCAAUCUAGGAGCCUUUGCUCAUUCUUUGGACGGUUCACCUCUAGUGAUCGCCUACCUGUAAGAAUUUCGUACAAAACUACUCCGAAACUCCAUACGUCACUCUUGAUUGUUAGAUGCCCAGUCUCAAUGUACUCUGGAGCUGCGUAUCCUCGAGUUCCUACUACCUUAUGAACAAAAGGAGAAUGUGUGAAUGAUUUACAGCCAACAUUCUUUCUGUGGAAAUAAGAUGGACCAUAAUGCUUUAUUUCAUUGUUAA